This is a messenger RNA of Stegodyphus dumicola, 4563 nucleotides long. Its product is annotated as hexosaminidase D-like. The record is from RefSeq and is a predicted model, not a curated record. Gene Ontology annotation, molecular function: hexosaminidase activity. NCBI's taxonomy places the organism in Eukaryota, Metazoa, Arthropoda, Arachnida, Araneae, Eresidae. Gene Ontology annotation, biological process: carbohydrate metabolic process.
UGCGAGUGAAAUACGGAAAUUAUUCACCGGCGAGCAACUUGGAGAUAGAAAGCCAUCAGAACUUCUACGAGUAAUGACAAGGAGGGCUGAAAAAGACAAUGUGCCUGACUCUUUGUUACUGGAAUUAUUCAUGCACCAGCUGCCGCCAAAUGUUCUGUCUAUUCUAGCUUCGGUUGAGCCACUCGAUUCAUCGAAAGCUACCAGUACCGCGGAUAGAAUAUUGGGAGUUACACCCUCAGGUAACAAAAUAAGAAGUCUGUAGAAGGAGAAAGAUGCUAUUUCAGGUAGCUCGCCACUGUCCACAGCACGUCUUAUUCUCACUAUGGAGAAGAAAAAGUCUUCUUCUGGGUUUUGUGAUGGUCAUGUCAGUAUUUAUUGUGUGUUUACAAUUUGGAUCUAAUGGGAGUAAUGGCCAUUUGGUUGCCAAUGGGCUACCUGAACCGAGAGGCAGGGAAGAAUAUCCUUUGGGAAUGGCAGGAGUGAGUGGAAGUCAUAAGACCCUAAUACCACGGAGGAAUCUAUCUGCUCUUAAUCAGAGGCAAGACCAAAAUGUCUUUGGUACAGGAGAAAUACGUCCUGGACAUUUGGUGGAUAUGAGUGGUAAACCACCGAGGUACCAACAACAACAACCUGGUGGUGAUCCUAGAGCAAUAAAUUAUGUUGGAGCAGUGGAGAGCAACAGGAUAGGUGACCAUAUUCAGGCAUAUGAUGGUGGACGAGCAGUUCCUAAUAACCUACCAAAUAACUGGCAAGAUCCCCAACAAAGUAAAACCUGGCAAUAUCAACAAAAUGCUGAUGGGAAUGCAGGAAAUUCAUAUUAUGUCCCCCCUCUUCGUGUUGUUCACUUUGAUUUAAAAGGUGCGCCUCCCAAAGUGACUUACUUCAAGCAGCUUUUCCCUGUGCUUAAGGAAGCUGGUGCAAAUGCAAUUCUGCUUGAGUAUGAAGAUAUGUUUCCUUUCUCAGGUUCUUUAGCAACAGUUCCUGCCAAAAAUGCAUAUUCUAGGGAAGAUGUACAAACGAUACUCAAUUUAGCAAAGACCUACCACUUUGAGGUCAUUCCUCUUGUACAAACAUUUGGCCAUUUGGAAUUUGUGCUGAAGUUGAAAGAAUUCAGAGAACUUAGAGAAGUUGAUGAUUAUCCACAAGCAAUUUGCCCAUCAAGAAAUGAAUCCUUUACUUUGAUUGAGAAUAUAAUUGAUCAAGUAAUGGCCAUGCAUCCAAACAUUAGGUGGUUACAUGUUGGUUGUGAUGAAGUUUAUCAUCUUGGUUACUGCAGCAAGUGCAUGAGGCUUGAUCGGGAUAACUUGUUCUUAUCGCAUGUAGCACGAGUAGCUCGUUAUGUGAGAGAGAAACAUAAGGUAAUACCCAUCAUAUGGGAUGAUAUGUUGCGACAAAUGCCUACUGAAAAACUGAAAGAGUUUCAACUUGGACAAUUAGUUGAGCCUAUGGUUUGGACCUAUGUAAAAGAUGUGUAUCGUUUUGUGCCAUACAAUGUCUGGAUGUCGUAUAGUGAGGUAUUUCCUUUCGUUUGGGCUGCAAGUGCUUUUAAAGGUGCUUUUGGAGAAACCUUAACUGUCCCUAAUGUAAAAAUGCAUUUGGAAAAUAACGAAGCAUGGUUGGAAGUAAUGGCUGAGCAACACAAAAAGUUUGGAAAUUUUAGAGGUAUUGUCAUCACUGGCUGGCAACGUUAUGAUCAUCUGGCAACUCUGUGUGAACUUCUUCCAGCUGGAAUACCUUCUUUAAUUAUUGACUUGUUAACUUUGACACAAGGAUACUUCAGCCAGCAGCUUUUCACCAAAUUUCACCAUGUUCUACAAUGUACUGUUCAUCAGAGGGCACAGGUUGAUUUUGAGAUAGAUCCACACCUAUGGCAAAGAGCUUCAUCUUGCUUUUUCCCCGGUUCAGCCGUGUUUCGCCUGACACAGCAUCACAGUGAAGCUAUUAAACGUGUAGACGAUUAUUUGUAUGAUGUAACUAUUCAUAAAGCUUGGUUGACCGACUACAACGUCCGUCAUAAUAUCAGUAGCCCAAUGCGUGUUGAUGAAGGUUUAGCUGAUUAUUCUUCAGUGUAUUAUCCUCUUACUUCCCUAGUGAGAACAGCAAGAGAUGCUCUUCGAGAAGUAUAUGAUGAAUAUACUGUUGCAGAAUGGAUUGAACAAAAUAUUUUCCCUUAUAUACUAAAAAUGGAGAAGCUAUGGAAAGAGGCCACAGAUCUUAAGAAACCAAAAGUUUGGCCAAAAAGACCUUUGCCACCUUUAGCUCUGCUUAAGAAAUAUUCUGUUGGAUUGAUAAAUGAAGAUGACAGUGCUGCAUUACCUGCAGUUUAAAUGUCUGUGUUGACAUAUUUUUCUUUUAACUUUUAAUCUGCUGGUGGCAUACAUGUGUGUGGAGUUACAGAUGUAUAUGUUAAGGAUCUGAAAUAUGUUAAUAAUAAUGUUGACAAUUUCCCCCAAUCCUCCGAAAAAAAGGCUGUUUCUUGCAGAAGAAAUUAGAAAAACUUAAAUGAAGCCAACUGGAUAUAGAUGAAUUUGAACAUUGAAUUGCAGAUUUCUCAUUUGCAUCCAAGAAUUGUUAUAACAUGGUUUCUGUAUGUGUGACAGAAUGUGUUCAGGUUGAUGUCCAUUUUAAGAAAAAUGGUUGAGUGCUACCAGCAUCAUUUCGCAUUAAUAGUUCGAGUUUUAUCGAACUAGUUUACUUAAGACUGCAGAUGUUUUUGACUAGAUCAAGACCAAAAGUAAUUUUGGUCAUAGUUCCUCAAUCAGUUGAGAAACAUGCAAACUUUCUGACAUUUGAAGUUUAUAAGUCUUUAAAUAAUGAGACCUCAAUUCUACUGUGAUUGAUCUCAAAACAUUAUUUUAAAACUUAAAACAAGAUUAAAUUCACUUCAGACUUUUAGAAUGUCUAAAAACAGAUAUUCUAAUUUAAGCAAAAACUGUGUGUUAUAUACAGUACAGAAAACAACUUUGCUCAAGUUAUCAGUCGCUGCUGUUUGAUUAUUAAUGUCUAUUCAGAGAUAUGUUGUGAAAAAUUGCUUAUUUAAAAGCAGUAUGGUUUUCUGAGCAGAGAUAUAAUCAUUGAUGUGCAUUAUACAUUUGUCAGACAUGCAAGAAUAAUUUCUUUGCUGAUUAGAAAAAAUCUGAAUAUCAAAAUCUGAAAUAAUAUUUAAGAAAUUAGCUUUGUAUUGUAGAAUUUUUGAAAUUAUAAUUUUAACAAAUUAUUCGAUACUUAUUUUUAAGUAGCAUACGUUUCAAAAAUUGCAUAUACAAAGAAGUAAUUUUGUUCUUUGGCAUUUCACAGCUGUAUAAUUUGUAAGAUACACAUGAGUUAUCUGCUUUAUAUUCAUCCAUUCAGUAUACUUUGGCAAGUGUGAUACAAUAUCUACACAUUUUGACAUGUAGUCAUAUGACACAUACAAACUGUAUUCCUCUCUGUGCAUGAUUACACUACUGGCUGCAAAACACUAAAUUCUUGCAAAAUUGCUUAGCAGCUUUAAAAAAAUCAUCAAAAAUUUUGGUAGGUCAGAAUAGUUUGGAGCUAUGCUCCAAGUAUACUGGAAGAAAAUUCUGUUAAACAAAGUAUGAGUUUUAUUUUAUUCUUUUGCAGAUGCCUGCUGCAUAUACUCAUCCGAUAUGAAAGUAUAAUCUUUCAACAUUUCUUUGUACUGGAUGUAAAUAUGCAUUAGCUAACUACAAAAAUUAAUCAUAUAGAAAACUUAAUUGGAAUUCAUGUAUUCAUUUAAAUUUUUCAAUUAAAUUUACUCUGGAUAUUGCUGAACAUUGUAAACAUACUAAUUAAACUUCAUUAAUCAUGUUCUGUUGGAGAUACUCGUAACAGCAUUGUUGAAAAUUAAUCUUCAGUGAUUUUAGUACAAAUCCGUUUAUUAAAAAUUUGUACAUUUAAUGAUAUUUGUGUAUUGUUUUUGUGUGUGUGUAAUGAAGUAGGACUUUUUGCUCUCUUUGAAGACAGGCAAUAUUUAUGAGACUUGUUUGAAUCAAUUUGAAGUACUCUAUUGUGAAUUUUCUUUACCAUACUAGAUCUUGAAAAAUCUUGCCAGUUUUCAAAUUUUAGUUAGUUUGUUAAAUUUCGUUUUCUAUUAGCAAAAACUAAUGUGUUAAUUUUAAACCAAAUGAAAAUAUUUGUCUCUCAAGUUUUUGGCCUCAUUUAUUAAGCACUUUACAAAUACAGGAAUUCCUUAGCUUUUCAUUAAUUAAUCAAUAACCAAUCAAAAAGUAUAUUUUUAUAAUUGAUUAUGAUAGAUGCCUUUAGCUGUUUAUCUAGUCAAUGUGAAUAAACAGCAGAUUGAUUAUCCAAGAUUGAAAAAUGUAUUCGUGUUGAUAAAAAUAAGGUAAUUUGUUUUUGAGAAUGUUAUAAUUGUUUUGUAUAUGUUUUACUAACCAAAGAAUUUCUGUAGUGUGCAUUUUUCUGUCCAAUAAGCUGAAUAUAUGUAAUGUUUAAAUAACUGAUUUCGAUUUAAUAAAUCUCUUUAGAAUUAAGUAUGCAUAGAAUUAAAUGUAGUUUGAAACCAAUAUUAAAAAAUCAAGAGAUGUAACGUGCUUUUUGAAA